AUGGAGCAGAUCCUGGAUAAGGCAGCUCAAUCAGGAGACAUAAACGCCUUGUAUGAAUCACUCCGGCAGGAUCCAACCCUUUUGGAUAAAUAUGAUGAGCCAUCAUUUGUGGAUACGCCUGCACACAUAGCAGCAGCUGCUGGCUCCACCCACUUUGCCAUUGAAAUCCUAAGGUUAAAGCCAUCAUUCCGCACGAAGCUCAACCCGGACGGGUAUAGUCCACUGGACUUGGCACUUCGAAGAGGAAAAAAUAGAACAGUAAAAUGGCUCAUUAAGCAUGAUCCUGAGCUCGUUCGCACCAAAGGAAGAGAGGGGUUUACGCCUUUGCACUAUGUAGCUGAAGUGGGUGAUGCUGAGCUUUUGGCCGAUCUUCUACUGGCUUGCCCAGAAUCCAUUCAAGAUUUGACAAUUCGAGGAGAAACGGCUGUUCAUAUUGCUAUGAGAAAUAUAAAUGUCAGGGCUUUGCAGGUUGUAAAGUUCCUGAUCAACGAAGUGAGAAUAAAUGAACAGAACUUAGAAGGAUUAACAUGCCUCGAUACUUUUGUGGGACUCGCAAUCACAGGAAAUGAGAGAAUUGCUAAAGCUUUACGCUGUGCAGGUGCUAAAAGAUCGUCCUCUCUACGUCCAGCUAAAACUUUCACUGAUAUUUUGAGUUCAAAGGAACCAUUCACCAGAAAAGUUUUCAGGCAAAUGGUUGAACUUGAUGCUAGUAUAGAUGGCUUGUCAAGUGAGAUGCGAAAUGCCCUUCUUGUGGUAGCUGUGUUAUUUCUGACAGCUGCCUAUGAAGCUGUACUAACCCCUCCGGGUGGAACUUCAUCAGGAGGUGAUAGCAAUUCAUUUUCGAACCAGCCUUGCAAUAUUUCUUCUAGUUCAAGUUUUGCCAGUAUCAGUACACCUGAAGACACCAAUAACACCAGAGGAACAGCGCAAAUGGGAGGAAUAAACUUCGCAAUUUUUGUUUACUUGAACACAAUAAUCUUUGCAGCCUCCCUUACGGGUCACAUAUGUACUUCAAAAUCUACACCUUUCUUCUAA
Coffea arabica (coffee) is the source of this 1035-nucleotide messenger RNA. RefSeq names its product ankyrin repeat-containing protein At5g02620-like. Lineage: Eukaryota; Viridiplantae; Streptophyta; Magnoliopsida; Gentianales; Rubiaceae. Gene Ontology annotation, molecular function: protein binding. The record is from RefSeq and is a predicted model, not a curated record.